Molecule: messenger RNA, 1720 nt
Organism: Notolabrus celidotus (New Zealand spotty)
Lineage: Eukaryota; Metazoa; Chordata; Actinopteri; Labriformes; Labridae
Gene: b3gat2
Product: beta-1,3-glucuronyltransferase 2 (glucuronosyltransferase S)
Exons: 4
Coding region: 500-1411 (303 amino acids)
Biological process (GO): carbohydrate metabolic process; chondroitin sulfate proteoglycan biosynthetic process
Cellular component (GO): Golgi membrane
Molecular function (GO): galactosylgalactosylxylosylprotein 3-beta-glucuronosyltransferase activity
Source: RefSeq, a predicted model, not a curated record
CCUCCUGCUUUAUUAUCCUCAGACUCUCAGUAGCGCUCCGUCCUCUCCAAGUGAUGCUCGUCGACGGCGCUCAUCUGUGGGUUAUCACCGCCUGCUGCAAGGAGGAGGACUGCUUUGGAUUACUUUGCUCCCCCUGGAAGCACACAGCAAGGCACGGAAAGAACAUGGGAAUUUAUCGGGGCUGGUGAGGGAGAGCGCAAGAGGAGGAUAGAGCGACGAAGAAGACUCAAGUACCAUCCGAGAGAAGAUAGGAGGAGGCAGAGGAGGAGGAGGAGGAGAGGAACUCUGGAGAAACGGUCCCGCCGGGACAGGGGAAGGCAGAGAAGCAGAGGAAGGUUUUUGUGCUUUAAAUAGUUUGAAAUGUACUCACUAUGUCCUUUUUUGCAGUUUGUGAAAAAUAAUGAGCUGGAUUUAAAGGAGAGGUUCUCGGAGUUGCGGUCGGUCGGUGCAUCAUGAUGGAGUGAGUGAAAGAGAGGCGCACUGUAACUUCAGCAUCGCCAUGAAAUCAGUGUUUUUCAGUCGCUUCUUCAUCCUGCUGCCCUGGGUCCUGAUAGUCAUCAUUAUGAUCGAUAUCGACAGUAAGAGGGCGAUUCGGGUCCCAGCAGCAGGUCGGACCGGCAGGGUGCAGAGGGCGGCUCGGACCGGCGCACCGGGGGUCGGCGGCCAGAACCAGUCCUCCAUGCCGGUUAUCUACGCCAUCACUCCAACCUACACCCGCCCAGUGCAGAAAGCGGAGCUGACCCGCCUCGCUCACACCUUCCGUCAGGUGCCCCGGUUUCACUGGAUCGUAGUGGAGGACUCGACGGUGCGCACGGACCUGGUAGCGCGUUUCCUUGCCCGGUGCGGUGUGCAGUUCACGCACCUGCAUGUUUUCACUCCCCGCAGGUUCAAACGCACAGGGAUGCCACGCGCCACCGAGCAGAGGAAUUUGGCUCUCGCGUGGCUCCGGCAGCACCGGACCAAGCGGGAGCCCGGGGUGGUUUUCUUCGCGGAUGACGACAACACGUACAGCCUGGAGCUGUUUGAAGAGAUGCGUAGUACACGAGGCGUUUCUAUUUGGCCUGUGGGAUUUGUAGGAGGCAGAGCGUAUGAACGACCCCUGGUGUCCGGGGGUAAAGUUGUGGGCUGGUACACCGGCUGGAGGCCAGAUCGACCCUUUGCCACUGACAUGGCAGGAUUCGCUGUGAACCUCCAGGUGAUCCUUGCAAAUCCACGGGCACAAUUCAAACGUCGGGGCUCCCAGCCAGGGAUGCAGGAGUCGGAUUUCCUCAAACAGAUCACCAAGGUCAAUGAGCUGGAGCCCAAAGCCAACAACUGCACCCGGGUGCUGGUUUGGCACACUCGCACAGAGAAACCACAUCUUGCAAAUGAGCCCAAACACCGUAAAGACACUGUGGUCAUUGAGGUGUGAGAGAGUCUGAAGUGCUGGAAAGAGGAUCCAAAAACCAGAUGAUGAUGAUUGCUACUGGUCAUCAUCUCUUGACUGGGACUGAUGACAGCACCCUGCUGUUUCUCCUUAUCGGGAUUAUACAAUCUGUUCAUGACAGACAUGGACUCUGAAGAGCUGCAUGAUUCAAGACUUUUGGCUUUCUGUCAAACAUGCUCUGAGAGAGCUGGACGACUGAAUAUGCUUUUACAAGAUGGACUGACUGGGACUGUUUAUUCUCCUCUCAACAGCCUGCUAAUGUAAAAAAAAAAAAAAGAAGAAAAGAACCAUAAA